CAACCUCGCGGUAUCAACAUUUUUGGGCGUACAGAGGAACUAAAGGAAAACAUACAAAUAUUUGUUGAUGCAUGUAGUUAGCUAACUUUCUGCCCAUUUUCUUUUAACCCGAAGACCGUUAACUAAUAUCAUAUGUCCAAAAUGACAUGUAUUUGUUUUGUAAGAUAUCUGCAUACUCAUUGACAUGGUUUAACAAGAAUUUUGGCAGUACAAGUUUCUACUUUCAAUGCACAGGGCUUUACUGUAAACUGGGUGAAACCGCUGCAGAGGCGAAAUUUGUCAUCCAGGAAACGAAUGUACCCAGUGCCCUCGGUAGCAACCAGGUCAAAGUGCAAGUGAAGGCAUGUGCCCUUAGUCCACUGGAUAUAAAACUCCACGAGGAUCUAAAGUUCCAAAGGGACCUGGUGCCAGUAGGGAGGGAGAUUGUUGGGAUCGUCCUCCAAGUUGGGCCUAAGGUGACCUUUUUCCAACCUGAUGAUGAAGUUGUAGGAAUUCUGCCCUUGGAUACAGCAAUGUCUGGUUUGUGCUAUGCUGUUGUCAUCAACGAGCAUCAUCUUGUGCAGAAGCCAGAGAAGUUGAGCUGGGUGGAGGCGGCAGGGGCCAUUCGGGAUGGACUGCGCGCCUAUACAGCCCUCCAUACCCUAGCCCAUAUGGCAUCCGGGCACACUCUGCUGGUGCUGGACGGAGCCAGUCCCUUGGGAGUUCUGUCCAUCCAGCUGGCCCACUACCAUGGAGUUAAAGUACUGGCAUCAGCCCUGUCCUCCGAAGACCAGAAGUUCCUGGAGCAGCUUCGGCCCAGCGUCGGAGUGCGAGAGUCACUUGUAGCCAGGGUGAUAGGUGUGUGGGAUUCCAAGGUAGACCUGGUGGAUUCUUGUUUGGAAGAGACGGGCGGUCUAGGGGUGGACAUUGUCAUGGACUCUGGAGUGAGAUUGCAUGAGGAGGAGCCAGAGGCCAGGUGUCUUCUGCCCUACAAGCAUGACAUCAUCACCCUGCUCGGGGUCGGAGGUCACUGGGUUACAACUGAGCAAAACCUGCAGCUGGACCCUCCAGAUAGCCGCAGCCUCUUCCUGAAGGCCGCCUCCCUGUCUUUCCUCAACGAAGAGGUGUGGGGGGCUUCCAGUGCCCGCCAGGGGAGGUACCUCCACAUCAUGAAGGAUAUAGUGGAGAAGCUUUCCACUGGGACCUUAAGGCCCCAGCUAGAGGACCCGGUGCCUUUGUAUGAUGCCACAGUUUCCAUGGAGAUGGUACAAAAGAAACAAGUCCGGAAGAGGUUGGUUAUUCAACUAUGAGGCGGACAGACACUCUGGUCCAGCAUUCCCCUUGUCAAAGACAGGCUCCCAAAUUCUGCCUCAUAUUUCCUAUGUAUUUGUGGCCAGCAGUGGUGAAAAAAGUACCCAAUUGUCAUACUUGAGUAAUAGUAUAGAUAGCUUAAUAGAAAGUGAAAGUCACCCA
This is a messenger RNA of Salvelinus sp. IW2-2015, 1452 nucleotides long. Its product is annotated as quinone oxidoreductase-like protein 1. Gene Ontology annotation, molecular function: oxidoreductase activity. The record is from RefSeq and is a predicted model, not a curated record. NCBI's taxonomy places the organism in Eukaryota, Metazoa, Chordata, Actinopteri, Salmoniformes, Salmonidae.